Molecule: messenger RNA, 1412 nt
Organism: Mobula hypostoma (lesser devil ray)
Lineage: Eukaryota; Metazoa; Chordata; Chondrichthyes; Myliobatiformes; Myliobatidae
Gene: gpn1
Product: GPN-loop GTPase 1
Exons: 14
Coding region: 23-1144 (373 amino acids)
Molecular function (GO): GTPase activity
Source: RefSeq, a predicted model, not a curated record
CAUCAUUCGGCGUCGGGCGGCAAUGGCGGCGGCCGCAGAUCCCGGAGGCCCGAAGGUCGGCGCUGUCUGUCUGAUCGUCCUCGGCAUGGCGGGCUCCGGGAAAACCAGUUUCGUCCAGAGACUGACUGGUCAUCUGCACACUAAAGGAUCUCCUCCAUAUGUGAUCAACCUGGACCCUGCAGUGCAUGAGUUUCCUAUCCCAGCUAAUAUCGAUAUUCGGGACACUGUGAACUACAGGGAGGUGAUGAAGCAAUAUGGACUUGGGCCCAAUGGUGGUAUCGUCACGUCUUUGAAUUUGUUUGCGACGCGGUUUGAUCAGGUUAUGAAGUUCAUUGAGAAGAGGCAGCAGGAUUGUCAGUAUGUUGUAAUAGACACUCCUGGACAGAUUGAAGUCUUCACCUGGUCCGCAUCUGGAACAAUCAUCACAGAGGCCUUGGCAUCCACAUUCUCCACUGUCAUUGUCUACGUAAUGGACACAUCGCGGAGCACGAACCCCGUCACCUUCAUGUCUAAUAUGCUGUAUGCUUGCAGUAUCCUCUACAAAACCAGACUGCCGUUCAUUGUCGUCAUGAAUAAGGUUGACAUUGUGGAUCACGGUUUCGCUGUGGAGUGGAUGACAGAUUUUGAAACAUUUCAAGAUGCAUUGAACCAAGAGACUACCUAUGCCAGUAAUCUAACUCGUUCCAUGAGUCUUGUCCUGGACGAAUUCUACAGUAACCUGCGGGUGGUUGGGGUUUCAGCAGUCGAGGGCAUUGGAAUGCAUGAAUUCCUGCAGCAGGUCACUGAGGCAGCAGCUGAGUACGAAAGUGAUUAUCGACCUCAUUAUGAAAAGAUGCAGCAACAUCUGGCUGCCAAGGAGGUGAAGAAGCGUGAAGACCAACUGGAACAACUGCGAAAAGACAUGGGGGACAUUGCCAUGGAUUCCAGCCCCAUUCCUGCCAACUCAGAUGCAGAACAUGAGGUGGAUCCAGGUCCCUCAGGUCUGAUCCUAACCCGUGGGAUUGCUGAUGAAGAGGAUGAGGAAGUUGAUUCAGAUACAGAUGACCUAGAUUAUCAAAAAGUGGAGGAGCAGAGCGAGGAACCUGCCUUCCAAAGAUACCUAGAGCAGAGAAAACUCCGAAACCUCCCUGUUGCCAAAGAAUGACGAGGGAUCGGCUUGGCUGGGUGCCUCAGCCAAUCAGCUGAGCAGUCUGCUUGGAGACUCCAUUCUCGGAAACCCACCCUGAGUGGAUGGGAGGUUGAGAUGUGUUGGCUGCUUCCACGCUUCACCUGAUCACGGACUCAAUCAGUGGUGGAGUGGAAGGGUCCAGCCUGUGUCGUGGGUCAUUCCUUGUUCCACCUGAACACUUGACUUGCUAUAAUUUCAUACGUCAUCCUGUUUGGUAUUUAUUGAAUAAAAGCAGUUUGUUAUU